UGUGAAUGAAGCCUUAAAGAAAGAUGACAGUGAAUGUGUGGGAGGGGCUUUUGUUGCUAGGGAAUAAAUGAAAAGGGUUGAUAGGUGGUUGUCUGUCUGACAUUAAGUGAGCACGGAUGGAUGUCCGGUCCAACAUUGGAGAUGUGCAGGCUGCAGCAGUGAACGAGUGUCAGGCAGGAGGACAGAUGAGCUGAGCGUGUACCUGCAGGCUGAGAGAGUGUGAGCGACUCAGAGGCAAGAUCCUCUGCAGAACACGCCCUUAUAGAAAAGGUAUACACACACACAGACACACAGACACACACACACACACACACACACACACACACACACACACACACACACACACACCGAGCCUGAUCAUUGAGGAGCCGAGCUGCUUACCUGGAAAACAAACAGCCCCAAUGCUCCCGCACAGGCUCACACCACCGGACAGCUACCAAAUGAAAAACCAGGACGAGUUGUUUUCCACAAACUUUGGUUUGGCUCGAGGAGUUUUAUUCCCGCGUGCAGCCCGGAACACCUGGACGGCUCGCGGGGCUCGGUAGAGAAAAAUCCCGGCUGGUUGUUGCAAACAGCAGAGAGCAUUGAUCCACCAUGAGUAGGAAGACACGGCGCUGGAUUUUCCAUUUUUUCCUCUGCCUGGGAAUUGUAUACUUGAAAAUCGGGGGUCUGUCGUCGGUGGUCGCGCUGGGAGCGAGCAUCAUCUGUAAUAAGAUCCCCGGCUUGGCUCCUCGUCAGCGGACUAUCUGUCAGAGCCGACCCGACGCGAUCAUAGUGAUCGGAGAGGGGGUUCAGAUGGGGAUCAAUGAGUGUCAGUUUCAGUUCAGACACGGCCGCUGGAACUGCUCGGCCCUGGGGGAGAGGACCGUGUUCGGGAAAGAGCUCAGAGUGGGCAGUAAGGAGGCCGCGUUCACCUACGCCAUCAUCGCCGCCGGGGUCGCCCAUGCGGUCACUGCGGCCUGUACGCAGGGAAGCCUCAGCGGCUGCGGCUGCGACAAGGAGAAACAGGGUUUCUACAACCAGGAGGAAGGCUGGAAGUGGGGCGGCUGCUCUGCGGACGUCCACUACGGCCUGGGGUUCUCCAAAGUGUUUGUGGAUGCACGGGAGAUCAAGCAGAAUGCCAGGACGCUCAUGAACUUACACAACAAUGAAGUGGGACGCAAGGUUCUGGAGAAGGGCAUGCGUCUGGAGUGCAAGUGUCACGGUGUGUCAGGAUCGUGCACCACCAAGACGUGCUGGACUACCCUCCCCAAGUUCCGUCAGCUGGGAUUCAUGCUCAAGGACAAGUACAACCACGCCGUGCAUGUGGAGCCUGUGAGAGCCAGCCGCAACAAGCGCCCCACCUUCCUGAAGAUCAAGAAACCCCAUUCCUACCGCAAGCCCAUGGACAACGAGCUGGUCUACAUCGAGAGGUCGCCCAACUACUGCGAGGCCGACCCUCUGACCGGCAGCAUGGGGACACAGGGUCGACUGUGCAACAAGACGGCUCUGCAGCCCAACAGCUGUGACCUGAUGUGCUGCGGUCGAGGAUAUAACACACAUCAGUACUCCCGCGUUUGGCAGUGCAACUGCAAGUUCCUGUGGUGCUGCUACGUCAAAUGCAACACCUGCAGUGAGAGGACAGAGGUGUAUACCUGUAAAUAGAAAUAUUUAUUGGACGUGACUUCGGACGCACUUUUACACUGGACUUAGUGCGUGUGUUGUUCUUGUACUUCAGAGUUCGCUGUGGCCGAUGCACACACGUGGAGUGAUUGCCUCGCUCUAUUGGCACAAAAAAAAAAGAACUUUGUCAGGCUCUGCUUCCAACAUGUGUUGAUUAUAGUGAUGCCAAUGGACAUCCGCCGUGACACUGGACUUUAAACCUUUGGGCUCGCGUCCUUUUUGAAAUCCAAAAGACACUUCGUGCGACAGCCCUGACUUCUCCGCUGGCCUGCUGCUCUUUUGGCGUGACUCUCCUUGAACGAUUUUUGUUUUUCUAGAACUAAUAAUUUAUUCAAUGAGAAAACUACUGAUUCUUCUAAAACAUCACUGACGACAUAAUCCGGUGACGUUUUGUACGUUGGGUAAGAUUGCCGUUUGUGUCAAAUAUCGUAUGCGCACUUAAAAGGAAAACUAGUUUUUCUCUUACAACACUGGAGCUAUAAACUGAAAUGGUCUGAAACUAACUCAGCUGAAUGACACUGCAGCUUUUGUGAAUUAAGCCAAGCAAAAAAAAAAGAAAAA
Molecule: messenger RNA, 2223 nt
Organism: Labrus mixtus (cuckoo wrasse)
Lineage: Eukaryota; Metazoa; Chordata; Actinopteri; Labriformes; Labridae
Gene: wnt7aa
Product: wingless-type MMTV integration site family, member 7Aa
Exons: 4
Coding region: 595-1644 (349 amino acids)
Biological process (GO): positive regulation of JNK cascade; cell fate commitment; multicellular organism development
Cellular component (GO): extracellular region
Molecular function (GO): cytokine activity; frizzled binding
Source: RefSeq, a predicted model, not a curated record